This is a messenger RNA of Pyricularia grisea, 1669 nucleotides long. RefSeq lists its product as uncharacterized. Gene Ontology annotation, cellular component: cytosol. The transcript is spliced from 5 exons. NCBI's taxonomy places the organism in Eukaryota, Fungi, Ascomycota, Sordariomycetes, Magnaporthales, Pyriculariaceae. The record is from RefSeq and is a predicted model, not a curated record. Gene Ontology annotation, molecular function: purine nucleosidase activity. Bases 250 to 1554 code for a protein of 434 amino acids. Gene Ontology annotation, biological process: purine nucleoside catabolic process.
GGUGUAGGCAAGCUCCGUAGCGGGGUGACUUGCGCCGACUUUGUCAUAUUCGUAAUAUCAAACAGUGGUUCUACAGCUUUUCACUGUCAGCAGACGUUCGACAUAUAAAAAUAAAAAACGAAAAAAAACAUUCUCGUAGGUAAGAUAUCUUUGGCAUCUUACUUCAGCAAUUCCAUUCUCGAGAUACCCUGAAAGACUUUACAACAAGCUUGAGAAAGUUUGCGCAAAGUUUUACUCAAGUCGAACAAAAUGGCACCCAAACAUAAAAUCAUUAUUGAUACCGACCCAGGAGUCGAUGAUGUAUUGGCCAUCUUGCUGGCCCUGAGCGCCUCUCCUGAAGACUUGGAGGUGGCCAUGAUCUCGGUCACAUAUGGCAAUGUGCCGCUUCAGGGCUGUCUGCGCAAUGUAGUCGCUCUCUUCCACGUCCUGGAGAAAGAGAAGGCAUGGCGCAAGUCGGCCGGUAAAGAGACAGGCUUUGACUCGCUGUCAUUAUUCAAGCCCAUAGUGGCGAUCGGAGCCGAGCAUCCGCUAGAGGAGGAAGAGCUUGCAGCUGACCACUUCCACGGCGCCGACGGGUUGCACGGAGUUCACGAGGCUCACCCGGACCUGACCCCCACAGACACAUGGCGCACCCUCUUCGAGGACGCCCCUGGUGGGCCCCCCUCGGAGAUCCCCAGCUUUUCGACAUACUUCACCCCGUCCAAGACGGUAGCGCACAAGGAGAUACUCCGAAUCCUCAAGGAAUCCCCAGACCAGACGGUAACGAUCCUCACCAUCGGACCCAUGACCAACGUGGCGCUCGCAGCAGCCGAGGAUCCCGAGACCCUCCUCCGGGCCCGCGAGGUCUGCGUCAUGGGCGGCGCCGUCGACGUCCCCGGCAACAUUACGCCGGUGGCCGAGUUCAACACCUUCGCCGACGCCGUGGCCACCGCUCGCGUCUUCGCCCUGACGGCGCGGGAGCCCGCCUCCACCAUGCCGCCCACCAGCGCCUCGUCCAGCCUCAAGCCGUACCCGGCCGGUCUGUCUCGGCAGCUCAAACUGUCCCUCUUCCCGCUCGACAUCACCACGGACCACCUCCUCAACAAGGGCUUCUUCACGGAGCGGAUCGCGCCGCUCGUCGCGUCCGGCAGCCCGCUCGCCCGGUGGCUGGAGCACGUGCUGUCGCGGACCUUUGACAAGAUCGACAGCAUGCUGGGCGACGGCAGCGAGCCGGGCCUGUCGCUGCAUGACCCGCUGACUGUCUGGUACAUGAUGACGCGCGACAACCCGGCCUGGCGGGCUUCGGCCGGCGAGGACAUCCGCGUCGAGACCACCGGCCAGUGGACGCGCGGCAUGCACAUCCUGGACCGCCGCGUGCGCAGCAAGCCGGGCGUCGAGCAGGAGCCAGGCCAGGCCGAGAAGACCGAGGUGGUCGAUGGCGUGCAGCUCGACGAGGUCCCCGGCGACACCAUGGGUUGGUUGAGCAGGAGGAGGGGCAACAGCGUCAACAGGAUCGUGGGCUCGCCCGGAUUCGACGUCUUUGCAGAGUAUCUGAUGAAGCAGCUGUUCUGGUAACGGGAAGUGAUAUAGGCCACGGAAGCAUAUUUCUUUUUUCCCGACUGAUGUUUUUUUUUUUUUUUUUUUCGCGGAAUGGGGGUAUCAAUUUUUUUGAAAACACAAUGUAGAAAGA